This is a messenger RNA of Silurus meridionalis, 1119 nucleotides long. It is a transcript of the gene pts, whose product is annotated as 6-pyruvoyltetrahydropterin synthase. The record is from RefSeq and is a predicted model, not a curated record. Bases 169 to 618 code for a protein of 149 amino acids. NCBI's taxonomy places the organism in Eukaryota, Metazoa, Chordata, Actinopteri, Siluriformes, Siluridae. Gene Ontology annotation, biological process: tetrahydrobiopterin biosynthetic process. The transcript is spliced from 6 exons. Gene Ontology annotation, cellular component: mitochondrion. Gene Ontology annotation, molecular function: 6-pyruvoyltetrahydropterin synthase activity.
CGGGAUGAUGACCGCAAUGAAAGCGAACGGUCCAAUGAAAUCGCGUGCAUUAGAAAUCACCAAGGAAAUCCUCGGCUUCGCCCCUUAUUUGCUUUAUUAAAGGACGUACUCCAGCUGUGUACAGUAACAGUAUCGCAAACCCAGAGCUGUGUGUGUGUGUGUGAGAUCAUGGAGAAGAGUUUGAGGUGUGUAAGCAGUAAAGCGGAGCGGUUCUGUUACAUUACACGAGUGCAGAGUUUCAGCGCGUGCCAUCGACUGCACAGCAAAUCUCUGAGUGAUGAAGAGAACAGGAGAAUAUUUGGAAAAUGCAACAAUCCCAAUGGCCAUGGGCACAACUAUAAAGUUGAGGUUACAGUACAAGGAAAGAUUGACCAAAACACAGGAAUGGUGAUGAACCUCACUGAUCUUCAACAGUAUAUAGAGGAGGCAAUCAUGAAACCACUUGACCACAGAAACCUGGAUCUGGAUGUGCCAUACUUCGCAAAUACCGUCAGCACAACGGAAAACCUGGCCGUGUACAUCUGGGACAACAUGGUCAAGCUUCUUCCACCUAACAUGCUCUAUGAGAUCAAGGUGCACGAGACGGAUAAAAACAUAGUCGUGUAUCGAGGGGAGUAAAGUAGUACUUUUUGCUGAGGUCUGUAAAUUUUAGGCUGUAGGUCAAUAGAAAGAAGUUGUAUGUCUUAGCACUUUAGAUUUUAUUAGAUUAAAGUAAGUAGAGCACCUGCUGUGGCCUACGCAUCAUUGGAUUAGCGGCAAUGAGAAUUUGGCUCAGUCUUCUAUCAAAUUAGACAUGGAGAUUAUGAGAGCUGUAAAUCUUUUUUUGUAAUUUAGCAAACACGUUGUUAUGCUUUGAAAGUUUUACUCAACUCGCCCAAAUGAUGUUGUCCGGGUUAAUGCUAGUGUAUACUGUAGUAUAAUAUUGUAUAGUACAAUGUAACAUUUUAACUUUAAUUUAUAUUAUUCCUUUACCAAAAUGUAAUUUUAUAAAUAGACAACAAAUCUAUUUACAGAUCUACAGAAGUUUUUAUUUUUCAUAAUUUUUCAUUAAAGGCAUCAUUCUCAUUACCACAAGGGGGCGCAGCUGCAGUGUGCUAAAGUAUUUAAAAACGAUUCCCC